CUCGGUCGCCUCCCAGUGCCCCUUUUGUUCCUAAAAGUGUACUUUUUGUCCCUCCCAGCCCCUUCAAAGCCCAUCCCAGCCCCUCAGUUACCCGGGAACCCCACAUGGUGUGUGUCCGCGCACCCCCGGCUGUGCUGGGGGGCGGGUGGGCACCCUCCAGGUGUGCUCCCACCUCCCGCUGCUCCGGGACCGGUGCGCCGCUUUCCCCCGGGGGAGAGAAAAGAUGAGCCCCGCUCCUGGAUCUGCUCCCGGCGUGUCCCGGGAUCGCUCCGUCCUCCGCCGGCGGGGCCCCGGGAGCAGGAGGCUUCCCGGUGCGGUGCCGGUACCGGGCGGAGCCGCGGGCUCGGGGCAGCAGGAGGUUUCCCGGUGCCGGUACCGGGCGGAGCCGCGGGCUCGGGGGAGCAGGAGGUUUCCCGGUGCCGGUACCGGGGGGAGCCGCGGGCUCGGGGGAGCAGGAGGUUUCCCGGUGCCGGUGCCGGGCGGAGCCGCGGGCUCGGGGCAGCAGGAGGUUUCCCGGUGCCGGUGCCGGUACCGGGCGGAGCCGCGGGCUCGGGGGAGCAGGAGGUUUCCCGGUGCCGGUGCUGGUACCGGGCGGAGCCGCGGGCUCACGGCCCCGGCGGGGGCGGGGGGAGCCGACCCGGCCCCGGGCGCUGCCCCCGGCGCUCUCCGGCCUCCCGGGGCUCGGGCUCGUUUCGAUUUCGCUUUUGGCCGGGAUCGCGGCGCGGGGACGGCAGCGGAGCGCUGCGGACAGCGCCGGGCUCCGCUCGCUCCGGGCCGGCGGCCACCGGCCAUGCAGGGCAAAGUGGCCAUCAGCUCCUCCAGCCCCGUGGUGGCCGUGUCGUUGCCACCCCCAUCCCAGGCCCGACCCUCACCCAUCGGCACUGGGCAGAUCUGCAGGCUUCCAGGGAGGCUGAGAAUCCAGCCCUCCCUGUGGAGCAAGGACGAUGUGAUCCACUGGCUGCGAUGGGCCGAGCGGGAAUAUUCCCUGCGGCCCUCUGAGCGCAGCAGGUUCGAAAUGAACGGCAAAGCCUUGUGCAUCCUCACCAAGGACGACUUCAGACACCGAGCCCCCAGCUCAGGGGAUGUUCUUUAUGAAAUACUCCAGUUCAUUAAAACUCAGAGAAAAGCUCUGGUGUGCAGCCCCUUGAACUCACCCUUCAGGAAAGCCAGGAGCACAGAGGAAGGUGCAGACUGCAGUGCUGAGGCUGCCCCAGUUGUUUCCUCGAGGCUGGGCUGUGCAGAGCAGCCCCUCUUCCACAGCCACAUGCAGCCACUGAACCUCUCCCACCACAGCUCAGAGAGAAGCUGCAGGCCGGGUGCCAUCUGCACUUUUCCUGCUACCCUGUCGGCCCCAGCGGAUGGGAAAAUUGCAGACUGCAGGCUGCUGUGGGAGUACGUGUACCAGCUGCUGGCCGACCGCCGCUACGAGCCCUACAUCAGGUGGGAGGACAGGGAGGCCAAGGUGUUCCGCGUCGUCAACCCCAACGGGCUGGCCCAGCUCUGGGGCAACCACAAGAACCGGAUGAACAUGACCUAUGAGAAGAUGUCACGAGCGCUCAGACACUACUACAAACUCAACAUCAUCAAGAAGGAGCCAGGGCAGAAGCUGUUGUUCAGGUUUUUGAAGACUCCUGGGGAGGCUGUCCAUGAGAAAUCCAGCAAACUGGAGCAGCUGGAGAAUGAGGACCAUGCAGAUUUGAAGGAAGACCCACUGGAGGUUUCACCACAGUAAAUCUUUGGAGGCUUCACUUCAGUGCAUCACAAGGACACUUGUGCUGUGCAGGGCAGUGCUGGUGUCCCUUGCCUCUCCUGGACAAAGGCCACAGAGCUGGCCUGGAUUUCAAAGCCUGCUGUGAGCCAAAGUUGGGGCAUCUCUGAGGCUUCAUUAGCAAAACACAGCCAGAAGCUGUCCCCCAGCCCCAAAAGCACAGGGGGAUGUGUGGGCUGGUCUUCUGCUGGUUCCUCUCCUGCCCUGCAGGAGGGAAUGUGAUAUUUUUGCUCUGAAAUUUUGAUGCUUGUCUUUAAGGUCCAAACCUGUGGAAAAGCUCCCUCUGUUCUUCCAGGGAGAUGAGCAGAGCAGAGCACGAGUUCUGAGCUGAGCAUCUGCUGCUCUGCUUGGGCAGUGAGAGCUGUCCCCAGCUGGGAGCCCGGGCACACUGCAGACAUGGUGCAUGCUGGAAUCUCUGUCUCCUGUGAGGUUGCUCCUGGGAUUAAGGUUAGGAGUGUGCUGAAAUACCUGCCUGGAUCAGGCCUGGCUGAAGCUUCAUGCUUGCCCGUAGCUGGUAUCCACUUUAACUCCUUUCGUUCCAGGUAAUGACUUUUGUUAUUAGUUUUGUGAUUAAAUAAUGUGAAAAGAAACAAAGCCAGUAACAAAUGUGACCCCACCCAUGGUCAGAUAUGUGAUCAUUUGUUUUGCGUUUGAAGCAGGAAUACCUGAAGUGAACAAAGUGUCUGUGUGUGAGCGUGUGAAAACAGAAAAUACCCACUACUGUUUUCACUUUGCUUUCUACAGAGGAAAUAAAACGCUGUGACUGAAAGGUUGAAAAUCUCACUUCUUGCUGUUUGAAGGUCUGAAACUGGGAAAUCCAAGCUUUCCUCAUUUAAAACCAGCUCCUGUGGGCACCCAGAUCUCAUCCCCAACAUCUUUUGGCAGCUGCUAAGCCGGAGGCCACCAGUCCGAGCUGCUCAGCAGCUGAUGGGUGAGCACAGCACAAACAUGUGGUUUCAUCUUGAGGUUUCCACCAAAACUGGCUACUGCCAACCUGA
This is a messenger RNA of Motacilla alba alba, 2766 nucleotides long. RefSeq names its product ETS variant transcription factor 7 (gene ETV7). Gene Ontology annotation, biological process: cell differentiation; regulation of transcription by RNA polymerase II. Gene Ontology annotation, molecular function: sequence-specific DNA binding; DNA-binding transcription factor activity, RNA polymerase II-specific. Gene Ontology annotation, cellular component: nucleus. NCBI's taxonomy places the organism in Eukaryota, Metazoa, Chordata, Aves, Passeriformes, Motacillidae. The coding region runs from base 224 to 1732 and encodes 502 amino acids. The transcript has 8 exons. The record is from RefSeq and is a predicted model, not a curated record.